AUGAAUGCUUUCAUAGUGGGCUUGCUCCUCUUGUUCAUUCUACCCGAGCAAGUAACUCCUCAAAAAUAUGCCUACGUCUCUGUACUGUCCUCAAACGAUUUUCUGAUACCGGCAAAAGUUCUUGCAUACCGUCUCAAGAAACUGAAUUCAUCGAUUCCAUAUAUAAUAAUUGUGACUCAAGAUAUCACUGAAAAAUCGGUGAAUGAGCUGAAGGAACAAGGAGUGAUAGUGCAUAAUGACACGAAAAUUGAUACGCCAUAUAUAAAAACACAUAAGGCUAGGAAGUAUCAGUACACAAAAAUCAGGUUAUGGGCAAUGACAGAGUUUGAUGUGAUUGUCCACCUGGAUUUGGAUGUUCUACCGACUCGCGAUAUUUCCACCCUAUUUGAAUGUGGAUCCUUCUGUGCUGUAUUCCGACAUUCUGAUAUGUUCAAUUCCGGCGUGUUUGUCCUGAAAACCAAUGAGACGGUUUUCCACGACAUGGUGGAACACGUACAAACUGCUGAAUCCUAUGAUGGAGGAGACCAAGGAUUCCUCAAUACAUAUUUUCAUGACUUGAAAUACGCUCCAAUGCAUGAUCCAUCAGGAAAACAUCCAAAAUGUGAAAAUUUUACAAUGGCACGGUUGUCUGCAAAAUUCAACUAUGACAUUGGAAUGUAUUAUUUGAAUAACGGAAGAUUUUUGGUGGAUCCUGAUAUUAUUCAUUACACAAUGGGACCAACAAAACCGUGGUUAUGGUGGACAUAUCCAUUGUUUGACUUGAACUGGAUGUGGCUGGAUGCAAGACAAGAAAUGGAAAUUGGAUCCAGCAGCGAGUUUGACACUUGCAUCAUUCUUGCUGUUACCAACUUUGCCCUCAUUUCUCUUUUGAUAAUUGCCAAAGUUGUUUUGGAACGUCAUGUACACAAUAUCCAAACUGAUUCUGUAAGCAACUGGGAAACUCAUCUAGUGUCCCAGAGCAUCUACAUGUUUUCCGUUUGGUUGGCACUGAAACUAGCACAUCAAUCAGCACAACCGAUAGCUGCUUGGGUGUUCUUUGCUUCUAAUGUUGCAUGGACCGCCUCGAUCCUUACUUCAAUCUACACGCAUCUUCGUUCUGGGGUGGAUGGAAAAGUGAAAUCAGUACUGUCUUGUGUGUUCUUCACAAUGCUAUCAUACGCCUUAUCCUGGCUGAUUCUUGUUCAAAUUGCCCAUUUCAACACCAGAGUUCUCUUCGCGAUCGUCUCGAUUCUUGCCCAACAGAUCCUUGUCGUCACAUACAUUCGGUAUGCACUUAUAAUCAGUCCCUGCAGACAGCAGCAUCACAAAUAUCAAAUCCUCCCAAACAAUCAUCACGUCGCAUAA
Messenger RNA from Caenorhabditis briggsae, 1344 nucleotides. Bases 1 to 1344 code for a protein of 447 amino acids. Gene Ontology annotation, cellular component: cytoplasm. The record is from RefSeq and is a predicted model, not a curated record. NCBI's taxonomy places the organism in Eukaryota, Metazoa, Nematoda, Chromadorea, Rhabditida, Rhabditidae. The transcript is spliced from 7 exons. Gene Ontology annotation, molecular function: glycosyltransferase activity.